GUUGGAUAUUGUUGUUUGGCAUUGAUGUUAGAUAUUAUCAGCCAUUGUUGUUAGACAUUGUAGUUGGACGUUGGUAAACAUUGUUACACAUUGUUGUUGGACAUUGUUAGACAUUGUUGGACACUCACGCUCCACUCUCCACCCGCAGGGAGCGCACGGUCUCGAAGCCCAACUCCAUCACGUUGCUGCACUCGGACGUGAACUCAUGGCGGCGGCCCUGGAAGCACUCCUCGUCGAACACGAUGAUCUACACCAGAGAGGUCACAGAGUUAGAGCGUCCUGGUCAUUGCUGUUCCUAAUGAAGUGGCCAUAGAGUGCGGCGCUCUUCACCCACCUUCCAGUGUCCAGAGAACUUGGUGCAGUGGUGAGUCAUGAUGUCUGCAAGCAGAGACACGGGUCAGAACCAGGAAGCCACGUUAGAAAAGUUCUAAAGAAGCACAACUAUCCCAACCAGACUGUCAGGGUCUGUUUGCAUUGGGGCCCAUCUUCACCUGCAUGGGAGCUUCAUUUUUGACCCCACGCUGGGGGUCCAGGCACUGCUGAAUGAGGGGGUCUGGGCGGGCGAUGGGCACUCACCUUACUCUGAUGAUCUUUGCUGCUGACAGUGAGAGCAGCCUGGCGCCCCCUCCCUUUUAAAGCCUCCCCUGGCAGGAGGCCAUCCUGAAAGGCCCGCUCAGCAGAGGGGCGUGGCCUUGCCUCCUUUGUGCCCCCCCAACAAAGGUGGCUUUAAUCCGUGGACCACUAGAAAUGCAGACGCCACAUUAUCAGAUGGGAAGGGGACGGCGACCUGGCACCUGAGGACCGCCGUGUGGACGAUGAUGAAGACCUAGCAUGCAAAUGAGCUCAUUAGAAGCCCCCAAAGCUACACCAGCCUGAAAUGCCGCGCUCAGCGCUUUCCUUUCCUGGUCAAAGUGCUUACAGGCUUCCAGGCCUUGCCAUGACCCGCUUGGCUUUGGCCCGAUCCGACUGUGAUGACAAAGCCUUUCUUUUGUGCCGGCGCCGUCCGCGCUCCACCUUUGCCAGACUAUAUAAGCCGGACCGGAGCUGGACGACACCAUCUUGGUUCAGUCUGCCUCACGCCGCACUGCAGGACAGACCCUACCCAGACUCACCUGAAGCCCCCCGCCAUGUCUCAAAUCGCCAAGACCGCCUCCAGCCUGGGCUCCGACCCCAAGGACAAGGGAGUCCCGACCCCGGCCGCCUCCAGCAAGGCCACCAAGACGGGCGAGCCCGGCGCCGGGUCCUUCAGGAUCAUGCUGUUCGACCAGGAGAACUUCCAGGGCAGGAUGGUGGAGCUCCAGAGCGAGUGCGUCAACAUUUGUGAUCGAGGCCUGGAUCGGGUCAGAAGUCUCAUCGUGGACAGCGGCCCCUUUGUUGCUUUUGAGCAGACCAACCUCCGUGGCGAGAUGUUCAUCCUGGAGAAGGGAGAGUAUCCUCGCUGGGACACCUGGAGCAACUCCUACCGCAGCGACUGCCUCAUGUCGCUCAGGCCCAUCCGCAUGGACAGCAUGGAGCACAAGAUCUGCCUGCACGAGCUCUCUGACUUCAAGGGCAACAAGAUGGAGAUCCAGGAGGAUGACGUUCCAACCCUGUGGGCGCACGGCUUCUGUGACAGAGUGGGCAGCGUGAGGGUGCCCGGAGGAGCGUGGGUGGGCUACCAGUACCCGGGCUACAGAGGCUACCAGUACCUGUUUGAGAGUGGAGACUUCCGGCACUACAACGACUUCUCGGCCCUGCAGCCUCAGAUCCAGUCGGUGCGUCGCAUCAGGGACAUGCAGUUCCACCAGAGAGGUUGCUUCACCUUCACCUCCUCCAGCAAGUGAGCCACACCCGCUGGUGCAGCUUUUUACCCUCCACUGACUCCUUUCUCUCCAUCCCGGGAAAGACCACGGACUUUUUAUGGUGCUAACUAAUAAAACACGUUGUGGAACAAAAACAAUCAAACCUCCGGCCUGCUUCGCCUUUUACCUUUUACUCCAUCACACCUGGCGUGAUGUCAUUGCAUGUGAGACAGGUGUCAACAUAGUUCCAUGUACCUGGGGAGUUGGACGUGCGUACCCACGGUCACCAGGGCGGGAUUCAAGAUGGCCACAUCUACGGAAGCUAUUUUUUUGCCUUUGCCUUGUCUGAAAUAAACAAGUUACG
Messenger RNA from Entelurus aequoreus (snake pipefish), 2145 nucleotides. RefSeq names its product crystallin, beta B1 (gene crybb1). The transcript has 7 exons. Gene Ontology annotation, molecular function: structural constituent of eye lens. The record is from RefSeq and is a predicted model, not a curated record. Bases 972 to 1823 code for a protein of 283 amino acids. Gene Ontology annotation, biological process: visual perception; lens development in camera-type eye. NCBI's taxonomy places the organism in Eukaryota, Metazoa, Chordata, Actinopteri, Syngnathiformes, Syngnathidae.